ACUUCACCAACCUCCCAGUUGCCUCUCAAUUCGCGUGUAUUUCGUCGCUAGAGCUUUUGUAUUGCUUAUUGGCUUCGCUUCAACUCCUGUAGCUGCAGCUUUGUUCCAUCGCAGGCUCGGUAUCGCGCACCCAACUCGAUUGCGCUGUAUAUCGUCCUCUUCGCGGCUUCGAUUACGAAUCGCUAUCUAGACGACCGAUCUACGCUCUCCACGAGUAAUCGCGACUCGGCUGAUCGACAUCGACGAGAUUGAUACGCGCCGCAAGAUAAUCUUACAUUCACUGCUCGCCUGAAAGUCACAAUGUCACUUUUUGGUUCAUCGCCGACGGAGGACAGCCCAGGUCUGGGCUCGUCUACUGGUCCAGCUCGUCGCGGCGGUGCUGGACUCUUCGACGAUGACUCUGGUUCUGGAACUCCAAAGCCAUCCAACAGUCUCUUCGCUGACGAUAACGACUCCCAUGAUUCACCUUGGGACAUGCCCACGCCGCGCAAGCAGCAGAGCAGAGCCGAUCUUAUUCGCAACCUCCUCCCCGGUAACGACGUGCCCGAUGAAUAUAUCGAGACCUUCGAUACAGUAGUGCGCGAAGAUGGUAGCGGAGGUCAGGUCACUUCUGGUGGUGUCGCAAAGCUCUUUGCUACUGCCAGACUUGGUGCUGAUGCCCAAGCUCGCAUUAUGUCCUUGGUUGCUCCCGGAGGCGGGGAUGUACUGCUAGGUCGAAACGAGUUCAAUGUGCUGCUGGCUCUGGUAGGCCUUGCACAAGAGGGCGAAGUCAUAAGCCUGGAUGGUGUUGACGAGCGCCGAAAACGCCUUCCGCAACCCAAGCUCGCGGGUCUCACUGCAGAGCCCAUCCUACCUCCAGUCGCUGAACUCUCCGCGAAGCCGCCUCAGACACCUCCAAAAGAUAUUCCUCCUCAACAACAACAAACUCCUCCUGCGCAACAACAGCCUAAGCAAUUUCGACCAGCCAUGGAUGACCCAGAGGAUGAUCCAUGGGGGAGUCCUGAUAUGCACAAAACCCAUGAUCAUGGUCCCUCCAAGUCCAACGGCACCCAGCGAAACAGCACAAAUGGCCAUGCCGGCUUUGGCCAAACACCCCCGACAACAGUAAUCGACGCUCCUCCUCUGCCUAAUAUUGCAUCCCCUCAAGCCACUACGUCUCCAAACAGCCGGAGACAGCAUAGCAGCAACUCGGUGACAACGCCUGGUGGAUGGGGAUACUUUGAUGGGAACAACCCUGUUGUAGGCUUUGGGGAAUCUCCCUCUGGGCCUGUCCAGAAUCCCUUUGGUGGAGCUCCCGAUAUGACACCAACUGCACAACCUCCAGCUCUUCAACACCAUACGAGUAGUGGUAGAGCCAGCCGCGGCGCCGAGGAGAAUGUCGUUGUUGUGCUUAUGCCGGAAAAGGAAGGUGUUUUCAUGUUCCAGCACCAUAAUUAUGAAAUCUCGAGCAUAAGGCGCGGUAGCAAGGUUAUUCGCAGAUACAGCGACUUUGUCUGGCUAUUGGAUUGUCUACACAAGAGAUAUCCAUUCCGUAUUCUACCGCUACUUCCACCUAAGCGUGUAGGUGUAAAUGGCAGCCAUCUGUCCAACGAUGGGGCUUUUAUCGAGAAGCGAAGGAGGGGUCUGUCACGGUUCUUGAAUGCCCUUAUCAGGCACCCGAUUCUGAGUCAGGAACAACUUGUCGUCAUGUUCUUGACCGUUCCUACAGAACUAUCUGUGUGGCGCAAGCAAGCUACCAUUUCUGUUCAGGAUGAGUUUACUGAUAGAGCACUACCACCUGGUUUGGAGGAUUCUUUGCCAGCUGAACUCGAGGAUCUCUUCAACCGAACACGCAAUGGCGUCAAGCGGUCUGCUGAGCUUUACAUUAACGUCUGCAACAUCAUGGAUCGUCUCGUCAAGCGAACCGAGGGCGUGGCUGCUGACCACGCUCGGAUUGCCCUUUCUUUGGCUUCUUUGACAGAAACAUCGGAGGAUACUUACGCAACUGACACCAACGAGGUUCCUCUUCUUAAUGAUGGACUUGUUGCCAUGAGCAAACACCUCAGAACUUGCCAGGCUUUGAUGGAGGAUGAGAGCCGUGGAUGGGACGAGGGAGUUCUUGAGGACCUCAAGCGCCAACGAGAUGCCCUUGUCAGCGUGCGUGAGAUGUUUGAGCGAAGAGAGCGAUUGGAUAAAGAUAACAUUCCUUAUCUGGAGCGGAGGAUUCAGACAAAUGAGAACAAGCUUGCCAACUUGAGAUCUAAGCCAGAAGGUGUGGUUAAGGCUGGUGAGAUCGACCGCAUAGCAGAGAACAUCGUCAAGGAUAAGGAGUCUAUUGUCCAGCAACACAAUCGCUCCAUCUUCGUCAAGGAGUGUAUCCGCGACGAACUUGUCACCUUCCAAUCAACUCAAUACCAGGUCAGCCGAUGGAACCAGGACUGGGCCGGCGAGCGAGUCAAGUACGCCGAGAUGCUCGCAGACAACUGGCGACGAUUGCUAGAUGAGCUUGAGGGCAUGCCCCUGGGUGACUAGAGUCCGCCAGAUAGUCAUCAAGGGUCAUUUGCUACAGCGUACGACUAGCCUGUCGAUGAAAGCGCCGAGAUUAUAUGGGGAGACGUUGAGUGGUGAUUGGAUAUAACUACGGGAGAGGAGAGAAGCGGUCGUGUGUUUUCAAAGUAUAUUUAUGCGUGCAAGAUGUAUUUGUGUAUCAAGACAAGAGCAAGAAGGUGGUUAUGCAUGGGUUGAAAGAGGAGCGUUAGCGGGAGACAGAGAAGCGUGUGGAUGUGCUCGAUACCCUUCAUUCAUUUUAGUUUCCAAUCCUCAUUCAUAAUAGAAAUCAAACUUGCCAAGUUUA
Messenger RNA from Fusarium oxysporum Fo47, 2833 nucleotides. RefSeq lists its product as uncharacterized. Gene Ontology annotation, cellular component: endosome. The record is from RefSeq and is a predicted model, not a curated record. Lineage: Eukaryota; Fungi; Ascomycota; Sordariomycetes; Hypocreales; Nectriaceae. Gene Ontology annotation, molecular function: phosphatidylinositol-3-phosphate binding. The coding region runs from base 301 to 2511 and encodes 736 amino acids. Gene Ontology annotation, biological process: retrograde transport, endosome to Golgi; protein targeting to vacuole. The transcript has 4 exons.